This is a messenger RNA of Spathaspora passalidarum NRRL Y-27907, 941 nucleotides long. Its product is annotated as mitochondrial 54S ribosomal protein uL10m. The transcript has a single exon. The record is from RefSeq and is a predicted model, not a curated record. Gene Ontology annotation, cellular component: mitochondrial large ribosomal subunit. Gene Ontology annotation, biological process: translation. The coding region runs from base 47 to 862 and encodes 271 amino acids. Lineage: Eukaryota; Fungi; Ascomycota; Pichiomycetes; Serinales; Debaryomycetaceae. Gene Ontology annotation, molecular function: structural constituent of ribosome.
CAAGGACUCAUUAGAGAAGGACAAAACACAUAACAUAAUAAACCUAAUGUUGUCGUUCUGUGGUAUAUCACGAGCAGCUAUACGCCUGGCCUCGUAUGCAAUCCGUAGCCCUUCCAUUUUGGCAUUUUCCUCCUCAUUCUCCACCACAACUUUCAGAUUCAAUGAAACUAUAUCACAAUCAGCUACUACUCCAGCACCAUUCAAAGUUGACGUUUUCGAUGAAGCAUUUUUAGCCAGAGAUACUGAGAAGCCACUUUUUUCUAGAAAAACCUAUUUGCUUGAUUACUACAAGUACUUGAACGAAACCAAUGAAGUACUUUUAAUUGUUCAUCACAACAACUUGAACCAUACUGAAGGAGUCAAGUUAAGAAGAGAAGUCGUUGCUGCUGGAGCCAAAAUGCAUAUUGUUAAGGGAUCCAUGUAUCGAUUAUAUUUGAGAUCUGCUCACGAAGUUGAUCCAGCAGCCAAGGGAAUGACUGAAAAGAACAGAGAUGUGCAACACCCAUUACUUCCAUUAUUCUCGGGUCCAACUGCCAUUUUCUCCAUUCCAGCUUGUGAGCCAAGUGUAAUUGCUGCCCUUAUGAAGGUUAUUAAUAAACAUAAGGAAAAGUUAUUCUUGGUUGGUGCUAAGGUCGAAACUCAAGCUAUGAGUGCAGCCGAAGUAAUGAACUUGAAGGACUUACCAAACAAGAAACAAUUGCAAGAACAAUUGGCUGGUUUAUUGACUGUCCUUGGUGGUGCUGGGUUAGUCAGAACUUUGGAAUCACCUGCUAAUAUGUUGUAUUUGACUGUUCAACAAAGAGCUAAAGAUCUUGAUCCAGAUGCCGAAAAGGAAGCCACUGAAGAAGUUGUUUCCAAUUAAUGUAAAUAGAAACAUAACCAUUUGUAUAUAGACAAAUAUAGUAGUUUGUCAAUGAAAAUACAUUCAAUAAUGUUGUAUG